Molecule: messenger RNA, 1373 nt
Organism: Annulohypoxylon truncatum
Lineage: Eukaryota; Fungi; Ascomycota; Sordariomycetes; Xylariales; Hypoxylaceae
Exons: 1
Coding region: 113-1081 (322 amino acids)
Molecular function (GO): protein binding
Source: RefSeq, a predicted model, not a curated record
UAUUGCAUCACUACCUAGUUCAAAAUAGCUGCGGCGCAUCGGUAUCGAUUAUCGCCGAGCAACAUUUCUCUAAGUAGCUUUUUGAACUUGAAAUUACCUACAAGGAUUCAAAAUGGUUGAAAUCCUCCGAGCCCCCUCACUCGGGCAGGCGUUAUCACCAGGGACGCCCGACAUGAUGGAUCUGUCGAACAGAUUCCUCGAAGUUGAUCUUGGCCCAGCCUCAGAAUCAUCGGCGGCGGCAUUGCAGCAGCAGAAGGGAUCCGCGAAGGAAACAGGGCCCAAGAAGGGCCUUUCUCACGUGCCUCGGCGUGCUUUCACCGCGACUGAGUAUCCGGCAUCAGCCAACACAUCCGCCAUUCUGCGGAAACAAUACCGUCUGCUCACCCCAGUCGGCACACCACGGGCGGUGGCGGAAAAGGCGGAGACAGAUUCGUACUUCGACUCGCAACCGCACGAAUCUGCUUCGAACCCAAUCUCCCCCGCUCCUCGGGCGACAAAUCAUGCUCCGACCACGCGCCCGAUCCUACCAGGGCCGCUACGGUCGUACUCGGUAACCGACGUCGAGCCGGUCCCCUUCACGCACCAGCCGGGCGUAGCGCUCACGCUAGAGGACCUCCCGUCGGAGCUGCACUACGCCAUCUUCGACUUCCUGGACCCGAUCGACAGCACGUGCCUGGGGCUGACGAGCACGCACUUCUACGCGAUCCACAAGCGGAUGCACGGGAGGGUGCCGCUGUCGGCGCGGCGGGAGGGGCCCAACGACAUGGAGUGGGUGUGGCGGAACGCGUUCAUCUCGGGCCCGUUCGUGGCGGGGGGCGGCGGGGGCAAGCAGAACUCGCUCGCGACGCUGUCGCCGCGCGGCCAGGUCUACUGCCGCAAGUGCAAGACCGCGCGCUGCGAGCUGCACAAGCACAUCCGCGAGUGGAUCGGCGGCGACGACGCCGAGUACUGCGAGGUCUCCCAGAAAUUCGGCCCCCCGGCCCCCGAGAAGGCCAAGGCGUUCUGCUUCAGGAGCUCCCCGAAGCACCCGCACCGGUGCGGUAGGCACACGCGACAGCAGCGGGCGGUUCGGCUUGCCUGAGGUGGUUGCCGAUGUGGAAUCAAACGCUUACCUUAUUUCGCAAGGGGAAAAUGAAGUCGACAUAUAUGUUCAUAUCCAUCCAUAUAUGUCAUUGAUUGCAAAGUCGGGAUCGACUUUUAUAUAUCACAAGAUCUAGAAAUGCCUCACACCCACUCGUGCUAUUGGAUCCCUCAUCGAGGGGUCUGCCCACACCGGUGGAAUUGGUCGAGAGGCGUCAGCUGCGGGGUGCGGGUUUAGCAGGGCCAUGUUUUAAGGAUUUGUAUCUGAACGAAUACCUCCCGGUCGGGUUGCC